AUGAAGGAGAAGCAGCUCAAGAUCAGUCAGAGUGCGUGUAUUGCAAGACUGGUUGAAAAUUUAAAUCAAGAGGGUGCUAGACCGGUAUAUAAUCCGGGUGUGGAUGUCCAAAACAUGGUCAAGUGUGUAGUGAUGGAUGCAAAAAUGGUGAACUGCCUGUACCAAUUGCUGGUGGGUUCACCUCUGUACGUAACAAAUAGAACAAGACUCAAUUUUACGCUCGCGGUGUGUCAAUUGAGUCGACACUGGAGAAACCGAGUGAAGAGCACUGGAAGCGGCGAUUGA
Peronospora belbahrii is the source of this 285-nucleotide messenger RNA. Lineage: Eukaryota; Oomycota; Peronosporomycetes; Peronosporales; Peronosporaceae. The record is from the annotation of a GenBank genome assembly.